This is a messenger RNA of Oenanthe melanoleuca, 3332 nucleotides long. It is a transcript of the gene ACAP3, whose product is annotated as ArfGAP with coiled-coil, ankyrin repeat and PH domains 3. The record is from RefSeq and is a predicted model, not a curated record. The transcript is spliced from 24 exons. Gene Ontology annotation, cellular component: cytoplasm. Gene Ontology annotation, molecular function: protein binding; GTPase activator activity. Lineage: Eukaryota; Metazoa; Chordata; Aves; Passeriformes; Muscicapidae. Bases 63 to 2558 code for a protein of 831 amino acids.
CUGCCGCAGCCGCGGGGAUGCGGCGCCGCCUCCGCUGAGCGCAGCGCGGCCGAGCCGGCAGCAUGACGGUGGAGUUCGAGGAGUGCAUCAAGGACUCGCCCCGGUUCCGGGCGACCAUCGAUGAGGUGGAGACAGAUGUGGUGGAGAUUGAGGCAAAGCUGGACAAGCUGGUGAAGCUGUGCAGCGGGAUGAUCGAGGCGGGCAAGGUUUACAUCACCACCAACAAACACUUUGUGAGCGGCGUGCGGGACCUGUCCCAGCAGUGCCGCAAGGACCGCAUGGUGUCGGAGUGCCUGGAUAAAUUUGGGGACAGCCUGCAGGAAAUGAUCAAUUAUCACAUGAUCCUGUUUGACCAGGCCCAGAGGUCGGUCCGGCAGCAGCUGCACAAUUUUGUCAAAGAGGACGUGAGGAAGUUCAAGGACACCAAGAAGCAGUUCGACCGUGUGCGGGAGGACCUGGAGCUGUCGCUGGUGAAGAACGCGCAGGCGCCGCGCCACAAACCCCACGAGGUGGAGGAGGCCACGGGCACCCUGAGCAUCACCAGGAAGUGCUUCAGGCACCUGGCCCUGGACUAUGUGCUGCAGAUCAACGUGCUGCAGGCCAAGAAGAAAUUUGAGAUCCUGGAUGCUAUGUUGUCCUUCAUGCACGCCCAGUUCACCUUCUUCCAGCAGGGCCACGGGCUGCUGCACCAGCUGGAGCCCUACAUGAAGAAACUGGCCUCGGAGCUGGACCAGCUGGUGAUCGACUCAGCCGUGGAGAAGAGGGAGAUGGAGCACAAGCACGCCCUGAUCCAGCAGAGGACCCUCCUGCAGGAUUUCUCCUACGACGACUCCAAGGUGGAGUUCAACGUGGACGCCCCCAACGGGGUGGUGAUGGAGGGUUACCUGUUCAAGAGAGCCAGCAACGCCUUCAAAACCUGGAACAGGAGAUGGUUUUCCAUCCAGAACAGCCAGCUCGUCUACCAGAAGAAGCUCAAGGACGUCCUGACCGUGGUGGUCGAGGACCUGAGGCUCUGCUCAGUCAAGCCCUGCGAGGACAUCGAGAGGAGGUUCUGCUUUGAGGUUGUCUCCCCCACCAAGAGCUGCAUGCUGCAGGCUGACUCCGAGAAGCUGCGCCAGGCCUGGAUCCAGGCAGUCCAGGCCAGCAUUGCCUCUGCCUACAGAGAGAGCCCCGACAGCUACUACAUCGAGAGGUUGGACAGAACAGCCUCCCCCUCCACCAGCAGCAUCGACUCGGCCACGGACUCGCGGGAGCGCGGCGGGAAAGGGGAAACGAUCCUGCAGAGGGUGCAGAGCAUCCCUGGGAACGAGCAGUGCUGCGACUGUGGGCAGCCAGACCCGCGCUGGGCCAGCAUCAACCUGGGCAUCCUGCUGUGCAUCGAGUGCUCCGGCAUCCACAGGAGCCUGGGUGUUCACUGCUCCAAGGUGCGAUCGCUCACGCUGGAUUCCUGGGAGCCGGAGCUGCUCAAACUGAUGUGUGAGCUGGGCAACAGCACCAUGAACCAGAUUUACGAGGCGCAGUGCGAGGAGCUGGGGCUGAAGAAACCGACACCGGGGAGCUCCAGGCAGGACAAGGAGGCCUGGAUCAAGGUGAAGUACGUGGAGAAGAAGUUCCUGAAGAAGCUGCCGGCGGGGGAGGCGCUGGCCAAGCCCCGGCGCUGGUGCCUCAAGCAGUGCCAGCGGCUCCACGGCGGCCCCAGGGCGGCGGCGGCGCGGCGGAAACGGCGCCAGGAGCCGGGCGGAGCCUCCCCGGCCCUGCUGGCGUCAGCCGCCGCCUCCCUGGAGCGGAAGUUCCGCCGGGAUUCGCUCUUCUGCCCCGACGAGCUCGACUCGCUCUUCUCCUACUUCGACACCGGCGCCGGCGCCGGGCCCCGCAGUCUGAGCAGUGACAGUGGCCUGGGCGGCAGCACCGACGGCAGCAGCGACGUGCUGGUGUUUGGCUCGGUGGUGGACAGCGUCACCGAGGAAGAGUGCGAGGUGUCGGAGGAGUCGAGCGGGGAGGCGGAGCUGGAUCCGGAGGUGGCGGAGCCGGAGGACGUGCGGGAGCUGCACCCGGGGCUGCUGCUGUCGCGGGCGGCGCUGGCCCGGAACGUGCCGCUGAUGGCCACGGCGCUGGCCCACGGCGCCGACACCAACUGGGCCAACGAGGAGGACGAGAGCAAAACGCCGCUGAUGCAGGCGGUGGCCGGGGGCUCCUUGAUCGCCUGCGAGUUCCUGCUGCAGAACGGGGCUGACGUGAACCAGAGGGACGCGCGGGGCCGGGCGCCGCUGCACCACGCCACGGCCCUGGGGCACACGGGGCAGGUGUGCCUGUUCCUGAAGCGCGGCGCCACCCAGCACGCGCCGGACGGGGACGGGCAGGACCCGCUGAGCAUCGCCGUGAGCGCGGCCAACGCCGACAUCGUCACCCUGCUGCGCCUGGCGCGGAUGAACGAGGAGAUGCGGGAGGCCGAGGGGCCGCUGGGGCAGCCGGGGCAGUACCCGAGCAGCAGCCCCACGGAGCUGCAGUACAGGAAAUGCAUCCAGGAGUUCAUCAGCCUGCACAUCGACGAGUGCUAGGGACACGGCCCUGCCCCUGGAAAUUCCACCCUCGGAAAUUCCACCCUCGGAAAUUCCACCCUCGGAAAUUCCCACUCGGAUAUUCCGUGUUUUCCUCGCAGUUUGGUGAUGCCUGCACCCCCCCCCAGGGUUGAGCUGUGCCUGCAGGAAGGCUGAGGGUUUUUUGUUUUUUUUUUUUUUUUUGUUAUUCCUGUGGGGUUUUGAGUUCUCAUGCUUGACUACUGGAUGGUUGGUUUUUUCUAAUUUUAAUUUUGGGGGGGGUGGUGGUUUUGGUUUUUUGGUUUGUUUUUUUUUUUGGAGUAGGAGCCUCCCCAGGGUGUGACCGUGUGGGCUGGAGUGUGUGGGAAGUGUGGGAGAUGAGCUUAGAGUUUAAAAAAAAAAGGAAAAAAAAAAGAGAAAAAAAAAGGAGAAGAAAAAAAAGAGAAGAAAAGGAAAAACCUUCUGUCACCAGGAGAGAGCCACCAACACCAGGAGUGGACAAAGCUGGGCCUGAACCAGUCCAAGGUGCCCUCCCAGGCUGGAUUUGGGGCUGGGAUGCUCCAGAGGCCCAGUGAAUCAGGACUGGGAUUGGGAUUGGGAUUGGGAUUGGGAUUGGGAUUGGGAUUGGGAUUGGGAGCUCAGGCUCCUCCUUCUGCUGCUCUCAGGACUGAACCAGCCACGCUCCCCUCGCUCGCUGCCCUGGCUGCUCAAAGCCAUAGAGCCCUGCUGGAAUUCCAGGGAGAUUCCUGGGGGGGAUUCCCAUCCCUGCAGCAUUCCCAGGAUUCCCAUCCCUGC